This is a messenger RNA of Manihot esculenta (cassava), 1885 nucleotides long. Its product is annotated as solute carrier family 35 member F1. The transcript has 11 exons. The record is from RefSeq and is a predicted model, not a curated record. Gene Ontology annotation, biological process: transmembrane transport. Bases 456 to 1577 code for a protein of 373 amino acids. Gene Ontology annotation, cellular component: membrane. Gene Ontology annotation, molecular function: transmembrane transporter activity. NCBI's taxonomy places the organism in Eukaryota, Viridiplantae, Streptophyta, Magnoliopsida, Malpighiales, Euphorbiaceae.
UUGCCAUCCAAAUUGUCAAAUUUCCAAAUUCCCAAACCCGAAAUUGGACGGCCAGAUAAAACUCUCCUUUCUCCACGGAAUUUGAUAAAAUCCAAAAUCUGUUCGCUUCAUUUUGCAGUUUCCAAAUAGGAAAAAGGUCUCUUUUUUCACUUUCACUAUCACUUGCAUAUCAUCACCAACCUUUUCUUAUCGGCUCGACUUCUUCUCCAUUGUCACAAACCUCAAGUGGGUUUUUAUUGUUUUGCUAUUUCAUCCCCUUUGAAGCCCGGAAUUUGCGCUGUGACAAAUGGGUUGUGGGCGCUUUGUUUUUUCUUAAAUUGGGUUUGUGCCGUUUGACAGAAAAUUCUUGUCUUGAACUGGUUUUCUUUAUCAUUUUGGUUAGGUCGUCUUUUGUUUCUCUGCAUGUGUGUUUAAGAGUGGAAGAGAGAGAGAGGAAGAGAAAAGGGUAGAAGAAGAUGUUGAACUUCAAGGAUAUUUGGACUAAGAAAACAUUGGUGGGUCUUGGUUUGGGGCAGUUUCUAUCACUGCUCAUCACUUCUACUGGAUUUUCAUCCUCUGAACUUGCCAGAAGAGGAAUUAAUGCACCAACUUCUCAGUCUUUUCUAAAUUAUGUGCUCUUGGCCAUUGUUUAUGGAAGUAUUAUGCUAUAUCGGAAGCAAGCUCUUAAGGCUAAAUGGUACUACUACAUAAUCCUGGCAAUCGUAGAUGUAGAGGCCAACUUUCUUGUGGUGAAGGCCUAUCAGUACACAUCUCUUACAAGUGUCAUGCUGCUGGAUUGUUGGUCAAUUCCAUCUGUUAUGCUUCUUACAUGGCUUUUCUUGAGUACAAAGUAUAGAUUGAAGAAGAUUGCUGGAGUACUUGUUUGUGUUGGUGGACUGGUCAUGGUUGUUUUUUCUGAUGUUCAUGCAGGUGACCGAUCAGGGGGGAGCAAUCCUCGUAAAGGGGAUGCUCUUGUUAUUGCUGGUGCAACGCUGUAUGCCAUUAGUAAUGUCAGUGAGGAGUUCCUUGUGAAGAAUGCAGACAGAGUUGAGCUCAUGUCCCUGCUGGGAUUUUUUGGUGCAAUAAUUAGUGCUAUCCAAAUAAGCAUUCUUGAGCGCAAUGAGCUUAAAUCUAUUCACUGGUCAGCUGGAGCAGCUCUUCCAUUUGUGGGUUUUGCACUUGCUAUGUUUCUAUUUUACUCAUUUGUCCCUGUCCUGCUCAAGAUUAAUGGGUCAACAAUGCUCAAUCUGUCUUUGCUAACAUCAGAUAUGUGGUCCGUAGUUAUUCGCAUUUUUGCUUACCAUGAUAAGGUUGAUUGGAUGUACUAUGUAGCAUUUGCUGCUGUUGCUGUUGGGCUGGUUAUUUAUUCAGGGGCUGACAAGGAGGAACACCGUGCCGAUGUUGUUGAUGAAGGAGCCGAGCGAAGCAAACAUUUUGAUGAGGAGUUAGGUUCUGGGAACCGCAGCCAAGGAACAUUGGUGGGAAGCUCAAAAACAGGGGAUAGCAGCAAGCGAGUCCCUGCUACCAGUGGCAUUCGAGAAAAGCAAGAAAAUUAUAACAAGAACAUAGGAAAAGAUGCACUAGAGAAGAAAUCAUAGUUCAGCAACUUCGAUUAGAAAUAGUAGCUGCAAAUGUAAUGGCGGCCCCUCCAAAAAGUGUGGAUGUCGCCUGCCAUAGUAUUUCCAUCCACAAAUUAUCUUUUUUCUUAAAAAGGUUGAGCUCCCAUUUUCAGUUUCCUUCAUCAUUGGUAUCCAGAGUUCAUUUAGUUCCAUUAAUGAUAUGGACAAUGAAAAAUUGGUAGCUGUAGUGGUGCUUGCAGCAUCAGAAGCAUUGAGACAACAUCGGAAACAGAUACAACGUAUUUUAUGUUUUGUUCUUCAAAUAUAGCAAUAAUGUUUUUUUUUUA